AUGCUCUCCCGCUCAGCGACUUCUCCCACCAUCGCUCGAGACUCUUCAUCUCUCGCCGUCAACCCUGGAAGUCCGCCGAAUCUUACCCGUGAUGGAGCAUCCUUACAAUCGCCGCAGCCGUUGUCGCCGCCCUCCCAAACCUCAUCUACUUCUGAUUCGGACCUCAAACACGAACCACUCGUGCAGAAUGAUCCGCAGCCGCGCUUCACAAUCGACCCCCCCGGCCAACUCACUCAUGACAAGACCACGGUGGAUAUUGUCGCCGUGCCGUGUCCCGGUGGGCAUCCGUUACGCAGCUGGAACCGCGAUGGGCUUAUGAGUCGUUACUACGGCGCGCUGUCCAUGAGAGAUGCGGAGGUGAAGGAUGAGAGUGAGCGGCCGUCACCGUCGUGGGUGAGGCAGGGAAUACGACGGGAGGCAGACAAGGCGCGUAUAUUGCUGUAUGAGCAUCCUGGCGUGGAGGAUGGCACGACGCUGAGCACGCUUGCCGAUGCGCUGUUACAGGACUUACAGCAUUUGAGGGAGCUGGAGGAUCAGGAGAGGCCGGUGGUGUUUAUUGGGCAUAGUGUUGGGGGGAUGGUGGUGAAAUUGGCGCUUGUAAAGGCCGGUAGGGAUGCGAGGUAUGAGAAUAUCUUGAGGGAGUGUUAUGGCAUUGCGUUUUUCGGAACGCCUCACCAGGGGUCCAGUUACUUUUCCAUGCCCAGUCUCGCAUGUAGUAUCCAGUCUUUGCUACAGCUCUCUGCACCGCUGCCCAGUUCUGUAACGGAUGACCUGCGCGUGGGCAACAGCUUUCUCAUCCAUAUUGACGAGGACUUCAAAGCAGUAUCCAACGACCUGCAGGUAUGGACGUUUUACGAAACCAUCGACUCGCGUCUCUCGGGGGGAAGCACAAAUUCCUCCGACGCUCGGGACGUGUAUUUCACGGCGCCCCUGACGUCCAUCAAGUCUGCUAUCCUGGGGAUGCGACAGGAGCGCAUCUUCCCCCUGCAGAGCGACCAUGCGAACAUUGCGUCCUUUGGACGACAUAAUGUACACACAUUGCAUUUAUUCCUGAAACAGCUGUCUCAUCAGAUUCACCAUGCCGAUGUGAAUGUUACGGAGGGGGCAGUCACCGGCCCGUGGAAGCUGGGGCUCGAUCAGAAGGUUAAUGUCGAGGUUCAUGGGUUCUUUGACGAUCCGCCGGUGAGCCAGCACCAGGAAGGGGAGGAGAAUGAGUGUCCGACCGUGCGGGCGUGGAGCACGAGAUUACCGCUGAGGGAGUUUCUGAAUAAAGGGCCUGAUGAGUGUUUGAGUGAGCGGUUGAACGAGGUGGAGGGGAGUCCGGACGAGGGCAGGUUUCUGAGGCAUCGCGGCAGGACGUCCCUCAUGUCGAAGAGCAAUGCUGCGCCUACGCCUUUACCCGUCACGGCGCCGGAUCCAUUGACGGUCAAGAACGCCCUCGGCAUACAGGAUACGUUGUCUAGUGCUGGGUUUAUAACGUCCCCUGCGUCGCCGGUAUUUCGACCUGUUGAUUCUCAUAGACAGGUGCCGCAUUCUGCACCGGUGACUACGCCCCUUGGUCCAAUUACGCCGCCCUCACGCGCACUAUCACCAAAGUCGAGUCCUAUGCGUCAUGCGUCGCCGUUGGUACGUGCCGAUUUCGAACAAGACCUCGCGGUUGAUCGACUCUCGCCACCGCUCCGCGGCCGCAUGGGUCGCUCUAUAAGCCGUUCGUUUAGUCUGGGCAGCGACGGAUCUCGCUUCGAGUAUAGAGAUUUUCCGCCGUUUUCGCAGCGCAGUCGUAGCGCGAUGGGAGACGUUCUUGGCAGUGAUGGCGAGGAUCUCGAGUCGCCGAGGCUGCCGGACGCGGUGGUGGCUAUCCGACGGGCAGUCAAGGAUGAGAAGGGGGUGAGUGAGACGGUUAUCGUGGAUGAGGUGCCCAUGGCGUUUGUGAAGCCGGAUGUGAAGAGUAGGAAGUUUGUGUGGGUGCAUGUGCCGUUUAAUAAUCCGACUUGGGUCAAGAGUGUGCUGCAGACGCUCGAGGUGUCGUAUAAGAAGGAUUAUUCGUCGUUAUACGGGCAGGACUUUUGGAUGACGAAGCAUACGAGGGGGAGGCAUGCGCAGCAUUAUGCGUAUUAUGCGAAACCGGGAUGCUACUUUUCUGCUCCUAGGACUUUGUCUCCGCGAAACCGGUCUGUUGGACACCAGUCGCUAUCUCCGCCUAUUCGAAGCGCCGAUUCUACAUAUACAUGCUUAUUUCUGCCAUAUCUGCACUUUGACUCGUACAAGCGCCUGAUUCGACGCCGGGAUACUAUCAUCCAACGACUCUCUCAGGGCAGAGCGCAUCCCGUUCCGGAAGUGGUUGCGAAGUCGGACUCACUGGAGCUUCAAGUCGUCUGGGAGUAUCUCGGGCACGAUCCACCCAUUAAUUGUCGUCGUACACUCGAUCAGUAUAGGUACCCGUCUUUGCGUGAUACACGGUCGCGCGAUGACGAUCAGAUGCUGUACAAGCUCACCAAGGAACGAACGCCUGCUAUUGACCCCAAGGGGUUUGUGCUCAGCAAGCAAGGCUCGAGUAAUGUGGCUGCUUCUGAGAGUGGUGGGAGUGAGCGCAGUUCGGGGAGUAGUUGGAGGGAACGACUUUUGGGGCGAGAUCCUGGCGAUGAGGAGGACAGGGUGUUGAAUGGGAAUGUUUUGAUGGUGGACCAGUUGUGGCUGUGGGUGAUUCAGUCUCAUACGGUGAUAUCUUUCUUCCCUAAACGGGAGAGUGACCCCAUUGAAGGACCGUUGUAUCAGCAGGCCGAUCUGCGAGAUAGUAUCUUCAACGAAGUCAAUGUUGAUCUCACACGGCAGUGCGAGAAUGCGCUUGAUCUAGCUGCCCUUGCUGCCCUACACGCAAUCAGCGUGCUGCUCGAUCGAUCAUCGCACCCAGAUCUCGAAGUAUUCCGAAUCUUUGAAGAAGCCAUCAGCGUGCUUACCGAACGCCUGACCUCAUCACUCAAAGAAUUCCGCUCAGAAGGCUUUCGCGACAAAGCAUUCGACUAUGAGCCCGUCGAAAACGGCGCCCGCAACAUCCGCAAGCGCCACAAGGAAGAAGGUCAACGCGCCGAACGCGAAAACCGCGACAACACAUCCGCACUCCUUGAACUGCGCGACAUUGAAGACGAGCUGCAGACACUGUUACACCUCUUUGAAAGGCAGUCCAAAGUAAUUAUAUCAAUGCACUCCAUCUACAAUCGCCCGGAACUGCGUGAACAAACCGUCAAUGGACGCUCCUUUCUCUCCGAAGCGCUGAAACGCCUCCGCGAAUACGCACAGCAAGCGAAUGAAAUGAUUCAACGUGUACGGUCUACACGGGACGACUACGACAAACUACUGCAAAUGGUCCAGCGGCAAGCCCAAGUCGACGAGGUCCGUCUGAGCAGACUGCAUGCUGAUCUGGCUAGCGCCCAGUCGCGCAGCGUCAUGAUCUUCACGACCUUUACGGUGAUUUUCCUGCCGCUGACCUUCUUCACGGGUCUGUUUGGGAUGAAUACCCAGGAAUGGGGCGGCGAGAAUAACCUGUCCCUGAAAACGAUAGGGUCUAUUGCCCUUCCUUCUAGUGCGUUUUUGGUGCUUGCGAGUCUGGUGAUUGCGUUUAGUACGAGUGCUCGUCGGUUCUUCAGGUGGUUGGACAAGCGGUAUAGACAUGUCGCGCGGUGGAUGUACUUUGAGGUUUGUGCGCCCGUGGUCAUCAAGGCGGUUGAUUUGGGGGGCAGGAUGAGGUGGCGGAGGGGUGGGGAGGAGAGGGAGGGCACGAGGAGGAGGAGGAGGUUGGAGACGGAGGCGAGUGAUUUCUGGGAGAGGAAUCGGCCAGAGAGGGAUAGGGGGUAUAGGAUUCCGGUGGUGAAUAGGCGGAGGGUUUGGGUUGGUGAGACGGGGACGGUGAGUGGGAGGGAGAGGAAGAGCAAGGGCUGA
This is a messenger RNA of Pochonia chlamydosporia 170, 3936 nucleotides long. RefSeq names its product ankyrin repeat protein. Gene Ontology annotation, biological process: metal ion transport; transmembrane transport. Gene Ontology annotation, cellular component: membrane. Gene Ontology annotation, molecular function: metal ion transmembrane transporter activity. NCBI's taxonomy places the organism in Eukaryota, Fungi, Ascomycota, Sordariomycetes, Hypocreales, Clavicipitaceae. The record is from RefSeq and is a predicted model, not a curated record. The coding region runs from base 1 to 3936 and encodes 1311 amino acids. The transcript has 6 exons.